Messenger RNA from Cornus florida, 1338 nucleotides. RefSeq lists its product as uncharacterized. The transcript has 2 exons. The record is from RefSeq and is a predicted model, not a curated record. Gene Ontology annotation, molecular function: nucleotide binding. NCBI's taxonomy places the organism in Eukaryota, Viridiplantae, Streptophyta, Magnoliopsida, Cornales, Cornaceae. Bases 100 to 1182 code for a protein of 360 amino acids.
GCACAUUUUCUAUAAAAAUUUCAAGAAUUGGAGUAAUAUCUCGUUCUUAUUGCUUUCUCACAGCCUGGGGAAAAAGUUGAGAGUAAAAAAAAAAAAAAAAUGGCCGAAACCACGGUACGUUUCGGAAUCUUGGGCUGCGCUAACAUAGCACGCAAGGUAUCGAAGGCCAUUACGCUCGCGCCCAACGCCACCAUCUGGGCCAUCGGUAGCCGUUCGAUCGAAAAAGCCUCGAGAUACGCUGCCGAGAACGGCUUCCCGGCGUCGGCUAAAUUGUACGGCAGCUACGAGGCCGUGCUGGAUGACCCAGAGGUGGACGCUGUGUACGUGCCACUCCCGACCAGCCUGCACGUGCGCUGGGCAGUCUUGGCCGCCGAGAAGAAGAAGCACGUGCUGCUGGAGAAGCCGGUGGCUUUGCACGUGACGGAGCUGGACACGAUCCUUGAGGCAUGCGAAUCCAACGGUGUGCAGUUCAUGGACGCCACCAUGUGGAUGCAUCAUCCUCGGACGGCUAAGAUGACAGAAUUUAUCUCAGAUAAGCUCCAUUUCGGAAAACUCAAAUCGUUACACACCUCCUUCACAUACGAUGCUGGCGCAGACUUUCUCAAAAAUGACAUUCGCGUGAAGCCUGAUCUCGAUGCUUAUGGAGCUCUUGGUGAUGCUGGAUGGUACUGCAUCAGGGCAAGUCUUUGGGCUGCAGACUAUGACCUGCCCAAAACAGUAACAGCUUUGCGCGAACCGGACUUCAACGAAGCAGGGGUGAUUCUAUCAUGCGGAGCUUCUCUUUGGUGGGAGGACGGGAGAAUAGCAACCUUCUAUUGCUCUUUCCUUACCAAUUUUAGCAUGGACCUAACUGCUCUCGGAACAAAGGGUUAUUUGCGUGUUCAUGACUUUGCUGGUCCUUUUCAAGAGAAUGUUGGGACAUUUUUCAUAGCUUCGAAUUCCAAGUUUGGGGAACGCGCUCUAGGCUGUGAACCGAUACCGGGUGAGCACAUUGUCACGACCGAUCUUCCUCAGGAAGCUCUCAUGGUGACAGAAUUUGCUACUCUGGUUAAUGGUAUUAAGAGUAAUGGCUUGAAGCCGGAGAAGAAGUGGCCAACCCUCAGUAGAAAGACACAAUUGGUUCUUGAUGCAGUCAAGGGAUCGAUCGCCAAGGGUUUCGAGCCCGUUGAGAUUGUGAAUUAAUUAAUUGGAGAUAAUUGUGUGAUCACGUACUUGUUUUGCAGGCUGCAGUUUUUAUACUACUAUUACAUUAUUGAUACUGUAGUGCUUGUACCAUGGUUUUGGACUUUGAAUGGUUUGCUCAAAAUAAAUGAACCUGUGCUUUUCGGGUUUGAUGAA